Messenger RNA from Doryrhamphus excisus (bluestripe pipefish), 5828 nucleotides. It is a transcript of the gene zhx1, whose product is annotated as zinc fingers and homeoboxes 1. Gene Ontology annotation, cellular component: nucleus. Gene Ontology annotation, molecular function: DNA binding; DNA-binding transcription factor activity, RNA polymerase II-specific. Gene Ontology annotation, biological process: regulation of transcription by RNA polymerase II. The record is from RefSeq and is a predicted model, not a curated record. NCBI's taxonomy places the organism in Eukaryota, Metazoa, Chordata, Actinopteri, Syngnathiformes, Syngnathidae.
AAUGUUACGAGCUCAGAAAGUCGCCGGGGAAUGACGUCACAGGCGUAUCCGAAUAAUGACGCUGUUUGAUCAUUGUAAAAACCCGCCGUUAAAAAUGAGAAUUAGGUCAGGGAGCUAAUGCAGCACCAAUUGUAACAACCGUCUUUUUAUUAAUGGACCCUUCCGCGACGCUUACCGGGACACACAACCUGUUCGGAAGAGGGUGAUAUGCGCGGUGUUGUCAGCAUCUGCAGACGGGAGUCGGGAGCAGUUAAACCGGUCCGUUUGUGCGCGUGCCUCCCGCCGUCUGGUCGAAGACACCGACGGUCUAGCCCGGUGAACGUCCGCGUUACGGUGCGUACCGGCCCGGAUGGCGCUGAAUAGUUAGCGGCUGGGAAGGGCAGACAACGACAGACAGCUGCACAGACGCCGGGAGCUGCUCUGGGGACACCCAGGAAAUCAGUCCUCGCCUCGCCUGGAUAGCCAGGCAGCAACACGGUGUACGUUGGUGUAGUUGCACCAUUUGACAAGUUUUGGUAUUUGAAUAUGGCCUCCAUAGACAUGUGAGACUCAAACUCUUCUGUCAGAGACUAAUAACCCCGGAUAGAAGUUUGCACAAUUUGAUGAUGUCAAGCCGCAGAAAAUCUACAACGCCUUGCAUGGUGCUGCCCUCUGACGUGGUGGAGCGGCUAGCUUCUGAUGAGCUGGAGGAGAUCACUGAAAGGACAAAGGAAGACGGCGUUGAUGGGGCGGAGGAGACAGCAGACGGGUUUCCAACAGCAGAGGAACUGGAUCAGACAGUAGUGGUCGUCCCUACCCCACCGGAUGCUGGUGAGUCGAACAACAUAGAGGACAAAGAUGCGCUCACUGCAUCACAAAGGUGUAGCACCACAAACCCCCCGGAGAGUCAAAGCAGCGACCAGCUGACCCAGGAUCAGCAGUGUGACACGGCUGAGGAAGUAGCAGAUGCCACAACUGUCGCUGCCAUCUCUCUCAGCAAGACCCCCAUCAUGAGGAUGAAGACCAAAUCGGAACCCAAGAGAAUCGCCGUCUCCCUUAAAGCGUCAGAUGAAGCAGUGGAGUGCUUCGAAGGAGGCGGCGAGGCCGAGGUGGGAGGAGAGCAGUUGCCGAUCGAAGCUCCUCUGGGGCCCAUGGCGUCUAUGGAGAUGCUGCUGCAUGAUUCCAUGAAGCUCGGAGGAGGCAACCUAGUGGUCAGUCAAGCCUCGGAGCAGCCGAGGAAGUCAUCCAUUUUAAAUCCCACCGUUAUUCCUCCUGGCUUGGCACAGGUGCUUUCUGCUUUCCAGGCCCAGCAGAAUACAGCAGCUCAAUCCCAACUCCUGAUUCCUCUGAGCAGCAUCCCUUCUUACAGCGCAGCUAUGGACACUAACCCUCUGCUGGGCAGCACCUACAAGAAGUUCCCCUACCCCUCAAUGGCUGAGAUCAACAGUCUGGCAGGGCAGACACAGUUCACAGAGGAGCAGAUUAAGGUUUGGUUCUCUGCCCAGCGGCUGAAGCACGGCGUCAGCUGGACCCCAGAGGAAGUCGAAGAGGCCAGGAGGAAACAGUUCAACGGCACCGUGCACACCGUGCCUCAAACCAUUACUGUCAUACCCGCUCACCAACUAUCUGCUGCCGCCAACGGCCUGCAGUCCAUUCUUCAGACCUGCCAGAUAGUGGGCCAGCCUGGCUUGGUGUUCACACAGGUGGGUACGGGAGGGAACCUCCCAGUGACCAAUCCCAUCACCCUGACAGUGGCAGGUCUGCCCAGUCAGUCCCAGAGUUCCAGCAGAGUUUCCUGCCAGUCAACCCCAACAAACAGUGAGCUUAAGCGGGCUACCACUGUUCAGCCCCCCUCUCUCUCGCCACAGGAGAACUCAGCCCUGAAUGCAGACACAUUCAGCAUGCGGCCGAAGAAGUCCAAAGAGCAGCUGGCUGAAUUGAAAGCCAGCUACCUUAAAAACCAUUUUGUCAGCGAUGCGGAGAUUGCCCGCUUGAUGAAGAUCACCAAUCUGACGAAGGGGGAGAUCAAAAAAUGGUUCAGUGACACCAGGUACAACCAACGCAACUCUAAGAACAAUGUCAUCGUUUUCCACGACGGAGGUGGCAGAGGAGGCGCCGGCUGUAGCAGCAGCAGCGCUAGCACCACCAUUGUCAUUGACUCAAGCGACGAAACACCUUCAUCCCCGCAUCGUCCCCGCACCCCCCCUGCGAGGGAGAAGGAGACACGGCCCAAGACGUGGAAUCCCUUUCCCGACUUCACCCUGCAGAAGUUCAAAGAGAAGACGCCGGAGCAACUGGUUGUGCUGGAGGAGAGCUUUGAAAAGAGCAGCACUCCGUCAGAUGAAGAGCUGAGCCGGCUGAGAACAGAGACAAAACUGACACGCAGGGAGAUUGACGCCUGGUUCACAGAGAGACGGAAAAUGCAGUCAGUCAGCACGCCCUCCCCAGAUUCUUCAGAAGGAGGACGAAUGGACACGAGCGGAUUGAACGCCGGAGAAGCCGGGGCUUCUUCUCGCUCUGCCUCCACCUCUCGUAAAGGUAGUCAAACUCCACCCGGCGGGCGCAGCAAGCAGAUGCCAACCAGCAGCGGCAGAGACAUCAAAGAUAAGACGAAAAAGACUCCGGAGCAGCUCCAUAUUCUUAAAAGUGCCUUUGUGCGAAGUCAGUGGCCCACAACGGAGGAAUACGACCAGCUAGUGGAGCAAAGUGGGCUCCCCCGACCGUACAUCGUAAGCUGGUUUGGGGAUUCUCGGUACUCGUGGAAGAACGGGAACCUUAAGUGGUUCUUUCAGUAUCAGAGUGGCAAUGUGGAGGGCCCAAAUGGUGGGGGGAGCAACAAGUUAGGUGGUCGAAAAAGACGUGUCCGAAAUCGCGGCUGGGGGAGAUCUCGAACCCGAAAGCAGCCAAGGCGGUCCGGCUCAUUUAGUUCAGACUUGGACAGAUGCCCCCCGCCGAAGAAAUUCAAGAGUGGGCGGGACAUCCUGAAGGAGUACUACCUGAAGCACCGCUUCCUCAGUGAGCAGGACCUGGAUGAGCUCGUCACCAAGACCAACAUGAGCUACGAACGGGUGAGGGAGUGGUUCGCUGAGGUCCAGAGACGGCUGGAUAUGGGGGCAGACCCCUUCCAGGAGCCGACUUUGGUGAUGGCGGACGGAGUAGAGGGGACACGCGGCCUCCAGAAGGAGGCGUCGAGCGCCAACAAGGAACAAGACGCAGGAAUGGGAGAGGAGGAUGAAGAGGAUGACGACGACGACGACGACGAGCACGACGAAGAGGAUACAGAUGACAGUGAGGUUUGGGAGCCGUCACGCAGUGUGAGGAAGUCCUUGUCAGUAUCCGAGGACUAGGCUUUUACGGAAUGUUACUCGCUGUUCCGACCCAGUCGGUGUGCACCGACGCUCAGAGGUAACAAAUGUUAUCUUCGUGAUUGACGAUGAGCUUUAUCUCCCAGUCUGACAACAUUCAAGCGACGUCUUACAACAGAGAGGAACGUUCGCAGACGUCGAUAAUUUAAAAAAGCAAAUGGAAUUUCUUAAAAGGAACACGGUGAGAUACAAUGGCUAGCCCCCCCCAAUGUAAACCCCUCACUAAAUACAAUGCUGCAUUUCUUUAAGAAUUGUUUUUACACGUUUUGAGCACAAGCCCAAAUUCGAAUUUCAAUCACCAAUGAAUGUUUGCCCCUUUUUUCCCUACAAAAUGAAAUGUGACUGUGUUUACAAGGUGCUCUUAAGCUUGCCCUGACGUCAAAACCAUGUAUAGCAUACCUGGUGGGAGGCUUUUUAUCACAGUAUGUAUUGCUUCUUUUAAAGCAACACACACCUUAACGAGAAUGGAUGCGUUUACAUACACUAGAUGAAUCCUGAAAAUCCAUCACAGAUAAAGGCCUAAUGCAACAUGAGCCAAAGUACAUUAACACAGAGUGAAUGCCAAUGUUUUUUGUUGAAGGAUGUCUAUUCAAAGUCUUCCCUUGACGGUGGUUAAUAUUCUACAUUAUAUCUUAACACAGAAAGAAAGAUCUUGAUGAGAAAAUGUAUGUUUAAUAUGCACUGCGAUUGACAUUUUUGCACCUUUUUGAUACAACAAGCUCAAUGCUGUUGUUUCCUUUUUUUUAUAUAUACGACGGUUCAAAGAGUUUUGAGUUGUGCCAAACGCGAAUGUGUUUCCGGACUUGCAAGGCAGGCCUGUUGGCCCCGCCCCCCAAAACAAACAGUGUUGUUGCAGCCGUGUUUGUGGUGUAAACGUACUGCCAAACGCCGGCUGCAUCUCCAUCAGCAACAAAAAUCAUGACUAAACAAAACCAGUCUGAUCUAUUUGGUCUAGAAAAACUGUCAAAACGGUAUUUUAGACAUUUCAAAUCAUGAAGCACCUGAACUAAACUUGCUUAAAAUGCACUUUGUUUUUCCACAUAGUGGAUUAAAUUAUUCAUUUGGCACCUUAUUCGCUUAAUGUAUCAUGAAAUGGCUCUGAGGGUCAAUGUUUUCUUAAAUACUAAACCAGUAUUUUGCCUUUAAAAAAAAAAAAGCAAUCAUGAAUAGGUUUUCCCUAAGGAGGACUCGUACCAGUUUAUCCACUUUUGUAAUAUGUAAAUUUUUUGAAAGUUGGAUGUUUAUAUGGCUCGGUGGAAUCAGCUGACACUUUUUUUUUUUUUGCUUUAUUGCACAGUUUGAGCCACAUAUUGAAUACUUUUGGUAACACAUGUGGUCGAAAAAGGUUUUGUAUUGUUUCAAAUCAUGAGAAUUGUGGUCCUUUUUGAGCGUUAUCCUCCAAGUCUGUUGUUUUUUCUCAAAGUGGACACAUAAGGACAUUCACGGAUUAUUACUUUCUUGAAAGAAACAACACCAACUGCCGUUCUUUCAACCAUGGCUAAGACAUCGGACCCACAAACCUUGACUGUUGUUACCUUUUGCAGACAUAUACUGUACCUACAUGUGCCUCUAUGGCUUCUGGUCUUGUUUCAAGACAAUUCCACCAUCUCAUCACAAACCACUGAAGGUAGCCUUGUUCAAACCAAGUGGUGAUGCAUGACCAAGCUCUGCUUUCUGCUGACACGACAAAUGCCUGUCCUGAAGUUAACGUUGAAGACCUCUGUCCUUAACCCCCAGGUUGAACCUCAGUGUUCUGACAUGUUUUCUUGUCAUUUGCCACCAUGUACUUGUCGUUCAUUCUCUGUUAGCACCUUUUAGUAAUCUCAAAGCAUUUUCAGCCUGCCUGGCUCGCUGAUUGCAAAUGAAUGAAAGCGGAAUCACAUUUGUGGUAAUGUGACUAAAGUAAGUGCCUGGGCAUGAAAAAGAACAAGAUGUUAUACCUUACAUACAUGUUAUACCUACCGUUUAUACCGUUUUUUGUCUAAUACUGCAUGCAAUAAGUAUGUCGAACAACUUCUCAUUAUGUACAUACAAUUUGUUGGCUGGCUUGGGAUACUUGGAACGGCGGCUCAAUAAUGUGGUGUAACUUUUACAAGUUAAAGUCAGCAGUCGGCACCAUUUUGAUUGCGGCCAUGAAUUGUUUCGUUUUUUUUUUCCAAAAUUAUCACCUGCACAAGCAGCCUCGUCAUUUACUUAGAACAGUUUAUUACUUCAAUCGUUGUCAUUACUAUUACAAUUUUUUUUUUUCUGCUGCACAUUCUGCUUAUUUUAGCCCACAGAGUAUAGCGAGGCCUAAACCCCUGAAGUAUUUCACUGUUGUCUGUAUGCUUGGAAAAAGGUGGGCUAUGUGUGGUAGAACCGAGAUGGGGGAAAAAAAAAACCUACUGUUACAAAAGUACACAGGUACGUGAUGAGUGUUUGGAACAUGUAUCCUUUUGUUUGACUUGUUUCCAUGGGUGUGAUAAAAGUGCUAUGUCCUCUCAA